Messenger RNA from Talaromyces proteolyticus, 852 nucleotides. RefSeq names its product aldo-keto reductase. Lineage: Eukaryota; Fungi; Ascomycota; Eurotiomycetes; Eurotiales; Trichocomaceae. The coding region runs from base 1 to 852 and encodes 283 amino acids. Gene Ontology annotation, molecular function: oxidoreductase activity. The record is from RefSeq and is a predicted model, not a curated record. The transcript has 6 exons.
AUGGCGACCAAGUAUGACAUCACCAGCGUGUAUCGGCUAAAUUCCGGGCACGAGAUUCCUGCCUUGGGCUUUGGGGUAUAUCGCACUCCCGUCGAAGAAUGCAAGCGAUGCGUUCUCAAAGCAUUCGAAGUCGGCUAUCGUCACAUUGACUCUGCCACUGCAUAUCACAACGAGAAACCCUGUGGCGACGCUAUUCGAGAAUCUGGCAUUCCCCGGGAAAAAGUGUUCAUCACCACCAAGAUCCCACCCAGGAUUCAAGGCUACGAAAAGGCUAAGGAUUCUAUCAACAAGAGUCUGAAGGAAUCUGGGCUUGACUAUUUUGACUUAAUUCUCAUCCAUGCCCCCUUCGGCACUAAAGAUGAACGCCUUGGUUCAUGGAAGGCAAUGGCUGAAGCCCAAAAGGCGGGCAAAGUGCGUUCGCUGGGUGUCUCAAACUACGGGGUUCAUCAUCUCGAGGAACUGAAAGAAUAUAUCCAAAAUAAUAAUAGCAGUCCUAUUGACGUCGGGCAGUGGGAGUUGCACCCAUGGCUCGGCCGCAGGGAUAUCGUCGAUUGGUGUCGCGCAAACAACGUCGUUGUUGAGGCUUACUGUCCGGUUGUGCGGGCCCAGAGACAUGAUGACCCCGUAGUGACGAAACUGGCGAACAAACAUAACAGAACGCCAGCGCAGAUUCUGCUGAGAUGGAGUUUGCAGAUGGGCUUUGUUCCCCUGCCAAAGUCCGUGACUCCAUCUCGUAUUGAGGAGAAUGCGCAGCUUUACGAUUUCGAAUUAUCAAGCGAGGAUAUGGACUUGUUGACCACGGACGAAUAUUCUCCUGUUGCUUGGGAUCCCACCAAGGAUACACAAGUUUAG